UCGAAAUAAAAAUAUGUAUUAUAUAAUACAUUGGUUGAAUGUGAGAUAUUAAAGGAAUACAUGUGCUGCGAAAGGAAGUAUUGAGUUUUUUUGCAAUUGACGUAAUAUUCGCUGCCCAUUCCAUUACAAUUAUUUUUAAUGUAGCCGGUAGUGUUAUCAGUUAAAAAUAGUAAAUAGAAGACAUUUAGAUGGGGUAAAACUUUUCGAGCUGUUUAUUCUUAAGUAUACAGAAAUUUGGGAAAGGAGUUUUUGUUGAUUCAUUUGUGUGCUGUAAUUUAUGUUCGUUCUUAUUUUUACCGGCUGUAUAGCACAAACAUAACCACAAAUAUCUACACUUGUUUGCUUAAUGCACAUAAAAUAUAUAAUUUAAUAUUGCAUAUAAUUUAUAUAAUGGAUCGAUCAGGUAUUGGUAAUUUAGUAGGUAAGAAUGUCAAUUCUCCAAGAAGACGUUUAUCUUUGGUACAAUCCUUAAAAAAAUUCAGUUCUGGUGCAAGUAUUUCUGGAAAAUCCAAUCAAUCGGUACAGAUAAUAUGCAGAACAGCGAGUCAUGUUGUCCAAAAUUUUGGUUCGUCGUUGCCAGUUCUGGUGACCGAAGCAUUAACAUUCGUGGAGCGUAAUACAUUUGUUAGCGUUAGUGUUUCGUUGGAUGGCUGGGCAUGGCUUGUUUGUGGAAGAAGAUUGCUUGUAUGGCAAUGCAAAAUCACAGUACACGAUCCAAAACAAAAAAGAACUUUUAAAACUCAAUGCCGUGAACUUUUAUUACCGCAGAGUGACUUAGCACAUAAAGCAGAAUGUAUCGCUGUUUGGCUGCCAUCUGGACAACAAGUUCCAAGCUGUAUGGCAGUUUCUCCAGAAGGUGUCGUUCGUUAUUGGGCUAGUAUUGCUAAUGAGGAAUUAUCGAUUGAAACUAGCGCAGAAUUAGCUGGUCAGGAAGUUGAUUGUUUGACCUAUAUACCUGGUCACGGUUGCAUCCUGGCCACGACUACGUGUACCGUAGCACUUUUACAACCUCAAUACACAGGUGGUAGGGGCAGUAUUAAUUGCAGGGUAUUAAGAACAAGCCAAGGCUGGCUCGGUGGUAUCGGUAGAAGAAUGUCAUCAUUAAUUUUUGGUGCUAUGCCACAAUCGCCUGUUUUGGAAACAAAAUUAACAAAAGUUCUUUGCACUGGAAUAAGUGAAAAAGGAUCAAGAAUUCUUAUUCUAGCUGGUAAUUCGUUACAGUAUUGGUCUUUUCCACUGGGAGAACAAGAGAAAAUGGAAUUUGAUGAAGAUAUUGGACAUAUUGUUAUACAAUCUUUUCAACGACGUUUAUGGGAGUCAAGUGCAUGUAAUCCACAAAAUAUGGUUACGUGGAUGAUAGAUAUGCAACAGAUAGAGGAAGGUGUUGUUGUUCUCAUGGCAGCUCAUUGUGCUGAAGUUUCUGCUCAAAUUCAUUUUGCAGUUGGUUUAAUACCUCUCACUGGUACACAUUUAACAAAUACUUUCAAAUGGUUUGUUCCAAUUAAGAUUGGACCCGUAUAUCAUAACGAUGAUAUAGAGACUACCAUUCACUCCUACCAUUUUAUUCUAUCGGGCUGGGAGAUAAUUGUUUAUAACGAAAACAAUAUUAUUGUUGUUAGCAACUUAUCAGAAUAUGAACAAGAUAAAAUAGACUUAACACGCGGAGGUAAAGAUAGCAUAUUAGGUGGUGCUCUUUGUUCAGGAACUCCAGUGCUUUUCACGAGAAAUCAUGGACUAAUUACUAUAUCUCCAACUGAUUUUGUGAAUCAAGACUUCAAUCAAAGUUAUUCAGACAUGAAUUUAAGCAUAGAUUAUUCGGAAAGUAAUAACCAGAUACCAGAUCACUUUAUCACUCUAAUCAGUAAUGAUGAGAUAAAAGAGAUGUUUCACAGUUCGGAUGGUGUGAGACAAUUCCAAGCAGCAUUUCUUUUAAGUGUUCGUCAAAAUAAGGAACAAUGUGAUGAAAUUUUAACAGAACUUUUUCCUUUACAAGAAGAACCAGUAAUGGAUAUCGAUGCUUUUUUGGAUUCUUUAGUCUUGAAAGUUGCAAAGUAUUUGAUCGAUGAUUAUCCUGCAAAUGAUCCAAGAUGGGCAAAUCACAGAGAUUUAACGUUUACCCUUAAUGCCGUCUUAGACAUGCAGAUUCCACAUCAACUUGAAAGAAAGCAAAAAUCUAUCGACCUAUUUAUUUCAUUUUUGAAAGAACACAACCUAUGGACUCGAUUCUGUGCAGUUACAUAUCGAGGGAUUAUCAUGUCAACUUCUCAUGUUCUUGGAGAAUUUUCAGAAAAGAUCAUUGCUAUGCUCACUAUAUAUAAUUUCCAGCAACGAUAUACAGAAAUUAUAGAUGAAGUAAUAAAAAGUACUUUACAACCUGAAUCUUUUGUUUCGGAAUAUCUAACUCAAAAUGACAUAUUCUAUAGAGAAGUAAGCGAGGCUCAUCGUUUUUUACCAAAUUUAAUACAAAUUGCAGUUGACCAGUCGCAAUCCGAAAGACCCACUCAACAAAUCGCACAAUAUAUCUUGCAAGUGAACUCAAUUUUAUUAGGAGUUCUUCACGAAGUUAUUAAAUAUCGUCAAUAUAAUGCCGAAAAAUAUAUUCCUCCAAGAUGCUCCUCUGUAACUGAGUACUUACCUUGGACCGCUGCUUCUGGAAAAUAUGGUUUAAGAACUUGCCUCACUACAAUGCAAAAGUUAACAUUGCAACAUGGUGUAAAUAAUACAAGUGAUUCAAGUAUUAAAAGUGAAUUAUACGAGCAGUUGGUGGGAUUAAUUGAUCUCAUUUUAGAUGGAAGGAAGUGCCAUUUAGAAAGUAUCAGAGGAACUGAAAAAUUCGACAUUCUUUUGAAACAAUACGAGGGAGAAAGAACAAGUUUAAUUCAGCCUUUAGUAAAGCAAGAACAAUAUGAAAAUGCAGCGAUGCUUGCUGAAAAGUAUUGCGACUUUGCAUCAUUGAUUCAAAUUUGUGAAUUAACAAAGAACAAAAAUCGACUCGAUAAUUACAUGGAACAAUUUGCUAGUCAAGAUUUUGCAGGAUUUUUAUUCUCAUGGUAUGUAAAAGAUGGACGUCAAGGUCAAUUGGUGGAAAGAUGUCGUCGUGGUGGAGCAACUGAAUUAACUGAAAAGCUUCUGCAACAUCCAGUUUUAUCUUGGGUACAAGCAGCUCUUUCCGAUGAAUAUGACAUUGCUGCUAAAACACUUUACUCGUUAGCUAUGGAAGAAACUGAACUCGUUGCUCGGAAAAAGUCAAUGCUUUCUUUGGCAAAAUUGGCUCUUUUAGCUUCUGACGAUACCGAGGAUAAAAUUGAAAAUAGUAUUAAAAAAAUUAAUAGUGAAUUAAAUCUAAUAGCACAUCAAGAAGAUGUUCCGGUUAAUGUUUUGGAGAUGUAUGGUUAUGAUGUUGAAAAAUUACGAGUUCUUAAUCCUUCAGAAUUAAUUAAUCUUUAUACGUGUACAGAGAGUCAUAUGUCUAAUGAGUAUGAUUUCAAAAAAGCACUUGAUUUGCUUGAAUAUAUUGACCAAGAGGAUGAAAAAUUAUCUUUAAAAUUAAAAAUUUGGGCACGUGCAGCAAGAAAUGAUAAGUGGGAUACUGUUAGUAUAAAUCCGGAACAACAAAUUCAAGAAACGAUUUUCUUCAAAUUAAUGGAUUUAAUUCAUUUGAUGGGAAACAAAAUAGAAGAAAUGCUACCUCCAGUUAAAUUAAUUUUGGCCGAACAAGAAUUGGGUGAUCUCGCCGCUUCCAGUAAUUUUCAGUAUCUAAUUAAAUUAAUUUAUGAAUAUGCAUACAACAAUUAUUAAUACUUAUUAAUAGUGGUAAAUAAGGAGUCAUUUUACUGUGUAGAUUUAUUUUUACAUGAUAGAUAAUAAAUUAUACUUUUUAACUUUU
Molecule: messenger RNA, 3886 nt
Organism: Ceratosolen solmsi marchali
Lineage: Eukaryota; Metazoa; Arthropoda; Insecta; Hymenoptera; Agaonidae
Gene: Nup133
Product: nuclear pore complex protein Nup133
Exons: 18
Coding region: 391-3798 (1135 amino acids)
Biological process (GO): transcription-dependent tethering of RNA polymerase II gene DNA at nuclear periphery; poly(A)+ mRNA export from nucleus; protein import into nucleus
Cellular component (GO): nuclear pore outer ring
Molecular function (GO): structural constituent of nuclear pore; protein binding
Source: RefSeq, a predicted model, not a curated record